AUCUUCUUCUACCUCAGCCAGCGGUCCAGCGUCCUUUCAUAUUGCCGUCUGAAAACAUCUGCAAACCCGAAAAAGAAAAGGCCGAAAUCGGGUCGGAUUCCAAAAAUGGGCGUAACACCGAAAAUUGCUCCGUCCAUGCUUUCAUCGGAUUUUGCUAAUUUAGCAUCGGAGGCAAAGCGCAUGCUUGACUUUGGAGCUGAUUGGCUUCAUAUGGAUAUCAUGGAUGGGCACUUUGUCCCGAAUCUAACCAUCGGCGCUCCCGUCAUUGAGAGUUUAAGAAAGCACACAAAUGCAUAUCUGGAUUGCCACCUUAUGGUUACUAAUCCGAUUGAUUAUGUUGAACCUAUGGGUAAAGCUGGCGCAUCCGGUUUCACUUUUCACGUUGAAGUAUCCAAAGAAAAUUGGCAAGAACUUAUUGGAAGAAUUAAGUCGAUAGGCAUGAGGCCUGGUGUGGCGUUAAAGCCUGGGACACCAAUUGAGGACGUUUAUCCUCUGAUUGACAGCGAGAAUCCUGUGGGAAUGGUUCUUGUGAUGACUGUAGAGCCAGGAUUUGGUGGACAAAAAUUCAUGCCAGAAAUGAUGGAUAAGGUUCGCGCUCUAAGGAAGAAGUACCCAUCACUUGAUAUAGAGGUGGAUGGUGGUUUAGGGCCUUCGACAAUCGAAAUGGCGACUUCAGCAGGAGCAAAUUGCAUAGUAGCAGGGAGUUCGGUAUUCGGAGCUCCUGAACCGGCGGCGGUUAUAUCCCUCAUGCGAAAGAGUGUUUCCGAAAAUCAAGAGAAAUAUUAACACGAUUUCACAUGCAGUAUAAGGCGUUUAUGGGUUUCCAUGAGUAUGUGUAACAGAAUAUACAAACAUGAUGAGUGUUGGAAUUCAAUAAAAUGAUACUAAUGUUCAUCA
This is a messenger RNA of Hibiscus syriacus, 897 nucleotides long. RefSeq names its product ribulose-phosphate 3-epimerase, cytoplasmic isoform-like. Gene Ontology annotation, cellular component: cytosol. NCBI's taxonomy places the organism in Eukaryota, Viridiplantae, Streptophyta, Magnoliopsida, Malvales, Malvaceae. The record is from RefSeq and is a predicted model, not a curated record. Gene Ontology annotation, biological process: carbohydrate metabolic process; pentose-phosphate shunt, non-oxidative branch; pentose-phosphate shunt. The coding region runs from base 106 to 786 and encodes 226 amino acids. Gene Ontology annotation, molecular function: metal ion binding; D-ribulose-phosphate 3-epimerase activity. The transcript has 8 exons.